AAUAUAAGGCAGCGAGGGUGCAAGGUGUAUAUAGCAAAAUGUUAAUGAGCUUAGAGGAGAGCCAUUGAGGACAAUUGAAGUCAAAGUUGUGAAGGAGGAGCCGGGCAGCUGGCGUGACGUCAUCAGUAAACACCCACAAAGUCGGCUUGGAUGGCCAUUCUGGCGACCAUUUCCCCUUAAACUCCUACCACACACUGAUGAGUGGCGAGUCACCAAUACUAACCAAGUGAGACGGCAGAGGUGUGUGUAUAUAUAGCCACCAUAGUCGCUAGUGUCGUGUAAGGAGCAAGGAGAGGAGAGGCACCCGCCUCCCACAAUGAAGUCCAUCACUGUCAAGUGGAACGGCAAGGAGUACGACAUCGAGGUGGACGACUCCGUCAUGACCGUCAGGGACUUUAAGGAUGCCAUUGAGAAGCAGACAUGUGUCAGACCUCACAGGCAGAAGUUACUCAAUCUCAAGUUGAAAGGGAAGACUCCUGAUGAUGACACCAAGAUGGGAGCCAUCAGCCUAAGACCUGGAACAAAGAUAAUGAUGAUGGGUUCUCUAGAGGCUAGUGUAGAGGAAGCUCAGCGUAUUCCAGAUGACUUACCCCCAGUCAUAAAUGAUCUGGAUAUUGAGGAAGAAGAAGUGGCUAUUGAAAAUCGUUCAGAAUAUUUACAGAAAGUUGAGAAGCGAGUCAAGGAAUAUGAAGUUAAAAUUUUGAAUGAUAUGCGACCCGGGAAGAAGUUAUUGGUGCUGGAUAUAGACUAUACUUUAUUUGAUCACCGAUCGACGGCAGAGACGGGAGCAGAGCUCAUGAGGCCGUUUCUUCAUGAGUUUCUUACCUCUGCCUACAAAAAUUAUGACAUCGUAAUUUGGUCUGCCACGAGUAUGAAAUGGAUUGAAGAGAAGAUGAAACUGCUGGGAGUGUCGACUCAUCCAGACUAUAAGAUUACCUUUUACCUUGACUCACUGGCCAUGAUCACCAUAGAGACCCAGAAGUAUGGUGUUAUUGAGGCGGGGUCGGUUACCAAGGUGCGCGGCUGCUGCUCCUCCUGCCGCUUCUCCCCUCGCAGCUUCUGUUCACACCACUCCGCAGCCCAGGUAAAACCCUUGGGUGUUAUAUGGGGAAAAUACAAACAUUACACUCAACAAAACACUAUAAUGUUUGAUGAUCUACGCCGCAAUUUCUUGAUGAACCCACAAAAUGGCCUUAAGAUCCGAGCCUUCCGACAGGCUCACCAAAAUCGAGCUACCGAUCGUGAAUUGCUGCGCCUAGCAUCCUACUUGGAGGACAUUGCUCAGAUGUCCGAUAUUUCUACCCUCAACCAUAGUAAAUGGGAACAUUAUCGUAAGGAUGGUUAUAACUGACCCUCGACAGUAAGUGCUAAGGAGCGGUCUGGCUAGCAUUUGCUUGCAAGGAUGACUAUAGGUGCUGCUUUGCCAAAUCUCUGCUAUGGCAACACAGUUGAAUUUUUAUGUAAUUCUUUCAUUGGUAUGUAUAGACAAAGGAUAAAUAAACUGAAAAAGCUUUACCAGUUCUCACUACAGUUUUAAGAGGCGGCUGAAAUUGUUACUGCUCACAACCAUGUCAACACUUUGGCUUAGAUUACUGCAUUGUUUCCAUAGUAUUUUAAUAGCAUGUCAAAUUACAAACUUGUGGACAAUUUACAUAUUUUAAUUUGAAUUAAUAAAUGGUUAAUUUUGACUGAUUCACAUAUUUCUGCAUUUUACUUAAAACUGGACAACAAGACUGUGGAACUGUGCAAUACAAUAUGUAUAAGAAUACAUACCUGAAAAAUAUGUACAUGAUUGGAAUAGAUUCAUGAGAAAAUUGUUUAAUUUGGUCACAUGUAAUAAAACUUUAUUAACAGUAUGUUUGGAUUUUGGUUUUGUAAUACUGUAUUGUGUUAUGUAAAAUGUUUUGAUAUAAGUCAACUCCACAAGUACCUGUACUGUAAAAAAAUAAUAGAUGGAAGCUUUUAAAGUUUGGAAUCCUGUAGAAGUUUUUCUGGCUUUACAAAAAGAGAAAAUUUAAUUCGGUGGAAAGAUUGGAUUGUCCGGGUGUGACAAGUAGACUAAAAGAGUUGGGUGACUCGGGCAACCUCCCACUCGCAUUUCUGCUGUGUAAUAUUGGGAUUACCUGCUAUUGAUAUUAAUCGUGUGAAAGUCAACUAUUUGUUUACAAAUCGUGCACAAUACACACCAACCUAUCUAUGCUUUCUUGUCAAACAUACCCCAGCCCAUCUUUCUUCUCAUACACAUUAUACACCAACCCAUGGUCUCUGUCAUACACAUUAUACACCAACCCAUGCUCUCUGUCAUACACAUUAUACACCAACCCAUGCUCUGUCAUACACAUUAUACACCAGCCCAUGCUCUGUCAUACACAUUAUACACCAACCCAUGCUCUCUGUCAUACACAUUAUAUACCAACCCAUGCUCUCUGUCAUACACAUUAUACACCAGCCCAUGCUCUCUGUCAUACACAUUAUAUACCAACCCAUGCUCUCUGUCAUACACAUUAUACACCAACCCAUGCUCUAUUCUCAUACACAUUAUACACAACCCAUGCUCUUUGUCAUACACAUUAUAUACCAACCCAUACUCUCUGUCAUACACAUUAUAUACCAACCCAUGCUGUCAUACACAUUAUACACCAACCCAUGCUCUAUUCUCAUACACAUUAUAUACCAACCCAUGCUCUCUGUCAUACACAUUAUACACCAACCCAUGCUCUAUUCUCAUACACAUUAUACACCAACCCAUGCUCUCUGUCAUACACAUUAUAUACCAACCCAUGCUCUCUGUCAUACACAUUAUACACCAGCCCAUGCUCUAUUCUCAUACACAUUAUAUACCAACCCAUGCUCUCUGUCAUACACAUUAUAUACCAACCCAUGCUCUCUGUCAUACACUUUAUACACCAACCCAUGCUCUCUUGCGAUACACAUUACACAAAAGCACAUAGAUCUUAGGUUCUGUCCUCUGUUGCCCUCACAGUAAAGCAUAAGAUCCAAGUUACCACUUGACCAUCUGCUGAAUACCAUUCCUAAUCUCCAGCAGCAGUGAUCUCGAUCCCAAAUAUUCAUCACAAUCUCCAGCAGGAUAGUCGCAUGUUUAUUGUCUAACAAGUUGUCUAUUCACAGCGUUGUAUGUUGUAAUUUGUUUAGGUUCAAGGCCAGGUACUGGAACUAGUUUGGUUGGAUGUGUCUUGAUAGUGUGGUCCCCUUUCAUGCCUCGGCAUGUGAGGCCUUCCACCUCGGCAUGUGAGGCCUUCCACCUCGGCAUGUGAGGCCUUCCACCUCGGCAUGUGAGGCCUUCCACCUCGGCAUGUGAGGCCUUCCACCUCGGCAUGUGAGGCCUUUCACCUCGGCAUGUGAGGCCUUCCACCUCGGCAUGUGAGGCCUUCCACCUCUUCACUUCCUUAUUUUCCUUCUCUAACUUGUAGAUUUCCUCUCAUUGUUAUUUAUUCUGUUUUAUUAAAGUGUGCAUUAUGUUACACUGAAAUCUUGUAAUUAUUAUAUAAUUUUUUACAUGAUACAGAGUAGAAUUUGUUGUAUGAUAUGGUUAAUUUUUAUACAUGACAUUUUAUAUAUAAUAUACUUCUUUAUAUUAUUUACCACCCUAUUAUAUUCAGCACUGAAAUUAACAAAUCUUAAUAUAACAUUUCAACAUAAAUACACCUUUGAAAGCAUAAUUGAAGUAUUUUGAAAUGUACUAUAUUUCAGUAUUAUCGAGCAACACAAGCAAACACAAAUACACACACACACACACACACACACACACACACACACACACACACACACACACACAAGCUCUCAUCCUGUAACUACACUUGGGUAAUUACAUACACAAGCACUGGUACACAUUCACACACACACACAAAAUGGGGUUCCACAAACAAAGCUUUAUCUCUGUGAUUACAGUUCAGUAAUCACACAUACUAUAAAAUGAUUUCAUUUAUUUUGAUAAAAUACUGUAGUAUGUAUUACAUAAUGUAUUUUGAUUUUGCCUUAUUGAAAUUAAAAUGUUGGUUUGUCUCAGUGUGGAUUCACUCCAGUAUAAUUAGGAAUUUCUGUACUUUUUUUUAACAAAUCCGUACUGUGAACACUGUUGUAUUGUACAGUAGAUGUAUGUGCUGUACAUGACUAAGAAGCAACUCAUACAUUUAAGCAUGUAUGGAGGCCAGCAUACAUUGCUUGCAGAUAUGGGGCCAGAUACCGGACCAUGCAUGUUAAUAUAUUGUACUCUCAAAGCAUGUUAAACAAAUUAGUGGUUUUCAGAUCUGUUCUAUGACCAAUUAGUCCUAGUAUUUAUUUAGUUUCUUGCUAAUGUAACUGAAAGAAGCAUUUUGUCAUAGUGUUUAUAAAUGUGGGAAUGUGGGUUGGUACAACACUUCCAGAUCAGAAAACAAUGCCUCUACUCCCACAUGGAGAUCAUCGUACUACGGAGUGUAGUCAUUCCGCUACAUGUUUUCAGGGCAUAGUUGGGCAGUUAUAUCAUUUGUGUAAGUGAAGCAACGUUAAAAAUCUUUUUAUAAGGAAUUAUUAAAUAUUAUACACGUACUAUAAUUUGUAUUUAAAUUUGCUGCCUUCUAUAGCUUGUGGUAUGAAGACCAUUUUUAUUAACACUGGGACACCUGUUUUGCAGCAGUAUAUCCACAGUGGCUUAAAAAGCAGCCUAAAAGCAAAAAUUUUCCAUUAACCCAAAUUAAAAUUAAAAUUUCAAUAGCAAUUAGUGUCCUUUUUCCUCAAAAUAAUAUUGUUGCAAGUAAGCAACAAUUAUAAGGCACGUGUUCCCAAGUUGUAUUACCAUUAUAUACACGCAACCUAUAAUAAUUAUUUUGUUUAUUUUA
This is a messenger RNA of Procambarus clarkii (red swamp crayfish), 4838 nucleotides long. RefSeq names its product Ubiquitin-like domain-containing C-terminal domain phosphatase 1 (gene Ublcp1). The record is from RefSeq and is a predicted model, not a curated record. Gene Ontology annotation, cellular component: nucleus. Gene Ontology annotation, molecular function: protein serine/threonine phosphatase activity; protein binding. NCBI's taxonomy places the organism in Eukaryota, Metazoa, Arthropoda, Malacostraca, Decapoda, Cambaridae. Gene Ontology annotation, biological process: protein dephosphorylation.